GAAAGAUUUUCCAGGCUUCUAAUUUGGCACGAAGCGCUGAAGCACGACUUUAUUACUUGAUAUAUUAGAAAACAUAUUAUGCUGAAGCCUGGAGUAUCUCUAAUAUAGGCAAAUGGAAGGUUAAAGGAACUACUGUCCUCCAGUAACUAUCAAUAAUUAACAAAUUCCACAAUCAAAUCAAGCGACUAUGUAGCCCAGGUUACGAGGGAUGUCUUUUAAGUUUCGCAUAUAGAAACAUAGUAGGCUGCGCGGAUCGAACGUCAAUACCUGUGGAGGAGGCAUUCUUUAAAUGUGAAAUGAAAUGGUGUCUAAAUGCCAUGCAAAACGUUACUUAAUAACAAACAAAAUUAUUGAAACUCGCUGACCGACUUGCUUGCUAGCGCAGUAUCGCUGACCCAGCACAAUCAGACGAAAAGUGCGAAAAAUAUGUGCAUAUUCAAUUUGCGGUAUUAACCGCGGUUAAGUGGAACGUGUUUUGGAUAUUUUUGGGAUGGACGCCCCAAAAAUUGUGAGCGGAGUUUUGAAAAAUGAGGUCGCCAAGGAAAACAAUGGGAGUACGUGCUCGACACAGGAACCGGAUGGAAUGGUGACUAUUGAUCUGAAUGCUGAUAAGUUCCAGAAAAGCAUCGAAGAUCUCAAGAAAACCGUUGAAUCAGAACCAAAAAAGGUGAAAUACAAGCUACAGUUAGUAUACACAGCUGCUAUAUAUCUGAUGCUUUUGAGCGUUAUAGUGCUUGGGAUCGUCAUAUUUGUGAGUCAAAGAAUAGAUAUAUUCAAAACAAGAAGAGCGAAAGCUGUAAAUGAAGUGAAAACCAGCAUUGCAAACUAUCAGUCAAAAGGGCAAACAGAUACGUUGUUGGAUUGUUUAGUCAACGAAUCUUUCGAAAAAUGUUGCAACGAGUUUUUGAUCAGCACACCAGAGUUGAUAAGUUAUUGUCGUUCAGACCACGGCAUCAAUGACUUAGUUGUAACAAUGCUAGAGGCCAACUUGCAGCGUCGAAGAAGACACAUACCUCCAGCUGCACUAGACUCAAUUGGAAAGCAUAUUCCAGAAGACUUUGAUAGAUAUUUACAAUACGAAUAUCAAAAUGACUACGAUACACAUGACACUAGUGUUCGUGAUUACAUGGAUUCAGCUCAUCAUGAUGAUAUCGCAAGGAUGGAUCAUCAAAGCAGUUAUGAAGGUCACAUGGAUCAACAUGCAAAUGUCGACAUGCUAGGCACCCAGAAUCAACACAAUUUUGCAGAUGAUUACGACUAUCCAAACCCAGGUCUUCCCUUUCAAAGCGAGUUAGGCAGGGUGAUACAUCAACUUCCUCUAGAAGCAAUCCAUGGGGAUCACCAAUACGAUCCAAUAAAUCAUUUUACUGGAAACAUUUUCGAUGAUCAAGGCAAUCACCAACGUGGAGACAUUGACCCAACACUUUACAAUGAUCACAGCUUCGUAGACCAUCAGGUAUACCUCAAUCCAGACAGAACUGAUGAUAUUAUGAGGACAAAUGCACAAAUGGUGCCAGAGGCCACAGUCCAAAAUCAGCACAAUGUAAAUUUUAUAGAAAACAAUUUUGACCUUCAAACAGAUCAUUUAAAUAUCCCAAGAAUGGGCCAACAAAACUUCGAAGGCAGUCACGAAACUUCUCCAGUUUCAAGAAUUUCAGACAAUCAGGAGGAUUUCAGUAGUCAUCUCUUAUCUACCAAGACGUCUAGCCACAUUAAUACACACGCUUUAUCACACGCAAGCAGUGCGACACAAGAACAUGACAACACAGAAUUGCACGUUGGACCAAAUCUUCCACAGCCACACCAAUCGAUAGACCAUAUCAAAAGUCAAGUUCACAGAAUCCUAAGUGUUGAACCCAAGCACGAGGAUCACCAUGAUGGCUUAUCGCCUAAUGAGCCAAUUUCACGAAGCGGCAAUCCACCCAAUCAGAUGCAAUUCAGAAGAUAUCCUUCACAAGGCCACCAGUCAUUAAGUCGUAAUCCAGAAGAUGACUCUAUAGAUCCUAUAUUUGGCAGGUUGCCAUCAGACGAAGUGACAGAUCCUCCUAUAUCUUCAAGUCCCAUUCCAAAUACGUUCAUCACUCCAGAUGAUGUAACCAAAGUAUUGGACCUGGAUCUUAGUAAAGUAAAUAAUAGUACCAAUAUGAGACUUAGCAAUGUAACACUAGCUACCAAUCGGAAUCUAAACCUAGAGGAUGACUUUAGCGAUGAUACUUUAGUUGGCAGGUUACCAUCAGAUGCAGUAACAGAUCCUCCUAAAUCUUCAAGUCCCAUUCCAAAUACAGUCAUCACUCCAGAUGAUGUAACCAAAGUAUUGGACCUGGAUCUUAGUAAAGUAAAUAAUAGUACCAAUAUGAGACUUAACAAUGUGGCUCUAGCCACCAAUCGGAAUCUCAACCUAGAGGGUGAUACUAUAGUCGGCAGGUUGCCAUCGGACGAAGUAUCAGAUCCUCCUAAGUCUUCAAGUCCCAUUCCAAAUACAGUCAUCACUCCAGAUCAUGUAACCAAAGUGGUGGACCUGGAUCUCAGUAAAGUAAAUAAUAGUACCAAUAUGAGACUUAACAAUGUGGCUCUAGCCACCAAUCGGAAUCUGAACCUAGAGGAUGAUACUAUAGUCGGCAGGUUGCCAUCGGACGAAGUAUCAGAUCCUCCUAAGUCUUCAAGUCCCAUUCCAAAUACAGACAUCACUCCAGAUGAUGUAACCAAAGUGGUGGACCUGGUUCUUAGUAAAGUAAAUAAUAGUACCAAUAUGAGACUUAGCAAUGUAACACUAGCUACCAAUCGGAAUCUGAACCUAGAGGAUGACUUUGCAGAUGAUACUAUACUCGGCAGAUUGCCAUCAGAUGAGGUAACAGAUCCUCCUAAACCUUCACGACCCAUUACAAAUACCUUCAUCGCACCAGCGGAUGUUGUAAGCAGAAUAUUGGAUAUGACUACAAAAUCAACGCCUCCGAAUAAAUUCAAGAGUUCUACUACUAUUCCAAAUGAUGCGAAUGACGAUUUCCCUAAUAGGAGGAGAAUAAAUGUUAGUAAAGUGAGUAACGGUACGAAUGCAGCACUAGCCUCUAGUCAGAAUAUGAACCUAGAAGAUGACCUAACAGAUGAUACAAUAGUUGGUAGGUUGCCAUCAGAUGAAGUAACAGAUCCUUCAACUGCACCCAAACCUUCAAGUCCCACUCCAAAUACGUUUAUCACUACAUAUGACGUAACCAAAGUAUUGGAACUGACUACAAGGACAACGCUCUUGGGCCAAACCGUUACUCCAAUUGAUGAAAGUGGUAAUUCUCCUACAAGCAAGAUUUUAGAUGUUAGUAAAGUAAAUAAUAGUACCAAUAUGAGGCUUGGCAAUAUAGCACUAGUCAGUGAUCGGAAUAUGAACCUAGAUGAUGACUUUACAGAUGAUACAAUACUCGGCAGGUUGCCAUCAGACGAGGUAACAGAUCCUCCAAAAUCUUCAAGUCCCAUACCAAAUACCUUCAACCUAUCAGACCAUAUUAUAAACAGAAUUCUGGACCUAACUACGAAAGCAACGCUUUUAAAUGAAACCGUGGGGUCUACUAUAAUUCCAGAUGAUCGAACUGAUAAUACUCCGAAAAGAAGGAAAGUAAACACUAGUAAAGUAAGCAAUACUACGGAUAUGAGACUAGUCAAUAAUCAGAAUAUGGUCUCACAAAAAGGAUUGGCUCCUCAAGAUAUGGGUGAACCCUGGAAACCAACAGAUCCAAGGAACAGGCUAAACGAAGAAGAUAAUCGUCAGAAACCGAAACUAGACUUUUCAGCUACAACCGAUUUCCAGUCCAACCAACAAGUAAUGGUCAACCCCUGCUUCCUCCAAUACAUGGCACAGCAAAUGAAACAGCCUCUCCCAUCGGAUGGAAGUCAACUUCUGCGGAUAGUUCCAAUGAACCAACCAAGGAUGCCUCCGCAGUACAUUCUCAAUCCUUCAAUGUACCCGUACAUGGGGCAGCCUCCAUAUAUGCCGUUCGCUCUUCCACCGCAAUACAUGAACCCACUACAAGCAGCUCCAGCUCAGCAGCAAAGCACUCCAGUGCAAGUUGCUGGUCCAGGAGGACAGUACUAUCUGUGCAACCCAAUUCCGGCACCGAUCGGCAACAUUGCUUCUAUGUCAGGAAUUGAAGUGCGUAGGACAGCGUCUAACUUACAGGAUUUGUUGAGGAACUUCAAGCCAAAGGUUGGGAUAAGCAACCAAACCCGCGAGUCUUCAAUUAUUUGCCCAGAUCAACAAUUCACUUGCAUGGAUCAAAACAAAUGCAUCCCAAUGUAUCAGCGAUGUGACAGCGAAGUGCACUGUGACGACGCUAGCGACGAAGUAGGAUGCUCCUGCAAAGAUAGGGUGGGCGUUUACAGGUUGUGCGAUGGAUUUUUCGAUUGCCCAAAUGGAGAAGAUGAACUUGGAUGCUUUGGUUGUUCAGAGCACGAGUUCAGUUGUGAUGAUUGGUCAAAGUUUAGAAAGAGCACUUGCAUCCCAAUUUGGCAACGUUGCGACAACAUUCGACAAUGCGAGAUGACUGGGAGAGAUGAGGAAGAUUGCUCCAUACUGAGUGACAACGUUGGAGACCAACCCUUGUUAAAAAUCUCGAAUACAGUGGGAUUUUUGCAUAGAAACUGGAAGGGAAAAUGGUAUCCAACGUGUUUUGGUUUCGAAAAAUGGGCUACAGAUGCAUGUAAAAUUGAGGCUGGACCAAGUAUAAUAUCGCCAAGAUCCCACAUGAUGCCCAUGGAUGACAACUACGACGGCGAAUUCGUCAGUAUAGCUGCAAACAACAAGGUAGAACUGGUUAAAAGCUGCCUACCAGAACAGGCUGCAUUUGUGGAAUGCCCACCGCUGUAUUGCGGCCUUAGAGUGAAGAUCAAGAAUCCUUAUCGUCACCAAGAAGUCGACACUAGUGCUGAGACGAUCCUGAAUGAGCUGGGAAGGAAGGCGAGGUCAGCAGGAGAAGUUUGGAACAUCGCCGAGAACGAUAUAGGAGAACAAGACGUCAACGAUACCGCCCAGUCAAUUCUGAGCAGUGUGGGAAGAAUUGCGAAACCAGCAGAUGAUGAAAAGGAGGAAGAAAAUCAUCUGAGAGUUGUUGGUGGAAAACCGAGUCAGCCUGCAGCAUGGCCGUGGCUGGUGUCCAUCUACAAGAACGGAAUUUUCCAUUGCGGUGGAGUGCUUAUGAAUGAAGAAUGGAUUAUUACAGCAGCACACUGUGUGGACAGAUACUGGCAAUAUUACUACGAGAUUUCAGCCGGAGCGUUGCGUCGUUUCUCGUAUUCGCCAAUGGAACAGACUAGAUGGGCAACCAUUGCCAUUCCUCAUGAAGACUACGACAGAUCUACGUUGACCAACGACAUUGCAUUAAUCAAAAUGUCAUCUCCAGUGCGUUUCAACAGGUAUGUAAGACCAAUAUGUCUCCCAUCAGAUGCCACUGCUGGAGAGAGUUUCAUCAACGCACCUCCUCCUGGAGAGAUCUGCACUACUGUAGGAUGGGGAGCAACCGUAGAGCAUGGCAUUGACCCUGACCACAUGCGUGAAGUGGAGGUCCCGGUCCUCGCGACUUGCAAGCACGCCGAAGAUCGCAUCAACAACGCAGCUAUCUGUGCCGGUCUUCUAUCUGGAGGAAAAGACGCUUGCCAAGGAGACAGUGGCGGACCUUUCAUGUGCAGAAAUCCAAAGAAUCCUACGCAGUGGUACUUGGCUGGUAUUGUCAGCCAUGGAGAGGGUUGUGCUAGACCAAAUGAGCCUGGAGUGUACACGAGAGUUAGCAAACACCUUGGAUGGAUUGCUGAUAAUGCACGAGACGACAUGUUGGUACCGAGAAUUCCCCUGCAAAAAUGUCCAGGAUACGUCUGUGAAGGGACUAAAAGGUGCCUUCCUAUAAAGCAUUAUUGCGAUAAAAUCGUGGAUUGCUUAUUUGGCGACGACGAAGUGAACUGUAGAAGCAAGUCUCACCACAAAUUUCACAGAAGCAACGACUUCCUCGUAUCCACAAGAAAAAAUGAGUUCUCGAACGUUACGCAAAUAGGUGGAAAUAAGACGCAAAUGAAAUUAGAAGGUCGACCCCGAUCAAGUGGUGUAUCAGAAGACACCAGAAUCCCAGAAAAUAAUAGUUCUAUAUCAAAACAAUCACAAUCAGUAGAUACGUUGGAGAGUGAAAUGAUCACACCAGCAGAUCCUGGAAGAGGUAGUAGCACCGUUUUGGAUAAGAGCACGCCAACGCCAAUACCUGUGGAGGAGGCAUUCUUUAAAUGUGAAAUCAUGCUCCAGCUCAUACCUAUGAAGAAGAAAUGUGACAAAGUGUAUGACUGUGAAGAUGGAACAGAUGAAACAAACUGCCUUUGCGUGGAUUACCUCAAAGUUAUCAACGAUUCGUGCAUAUGUGAUGGCAUAACAGAUUGUGAUGACCUCUCUGAUGAAGCAGAUUGCAAUAAAUGCAUGGGCAGCAAUGAAUAUUACUGCAGAAGAAGUGGGCAGUGUAUCGAGUUGUCUAAGCAGUGUGAUGGGGUUUCAGACUGUAAUGAUGGUGAAGAUGAAUGGGAUUGUGUUACUUUGACAAGAGGCAGAUUUGUCAUCCUAGAUGCAAAUGUGCGUCCAGAGCUUUCGACCAGCGGCAUCCUCACCAUCAAUCAUCUGGGUACCUGGAAGGCUCUUUGCACCAACAGAUCCACGGUUCUGCCGUCUCUUGCAAGCACCACUUGCACGUCAGUAGGAUUUGAAGACUAUGUAUCCUUCCACGUGUUGCAUGUUCCAGAUAUACCGUUAGAAGUUUCCGUUUUGAAUGUGGUGCGGACCAGUAGUGAUACUUUGCAAUCAGAAGAUACUACCAUUCCUGGAAAUUGUUCUGCACUCUACGUCAAAUGCUCGGAUGUAUUCUUAGCAGAGUCAGAUAGUUCUGUGAAGUACGAGUUACCGUGGAAUGCGAUAAUCUAUAUCGAUGGAAAAUAUAGAUGCAUGGGAACUAUUGUUGGACCCAGUUCAAUAAUCACACAUCUAGAUUGCCUCCAAGGGAUCACAGAUUUGCAGGGUAACUACGUUGUCGCUCUAGUUGGAAAAGGAGAAGAAAACAUUGGAGUUAGAGGGCCACAUGAAAAAAUCAUCAGGGUUACAGGGGCAAAGGAGGUAGCCAACAAUAUUGGUGCAAUACUGAGUCUGGCACAAAAUAUUACCUUUAGCAGAUACGUUAGACCUACAUCUGUCACCUACAGAAAUACUGCACGUCGAAGGGAAAAUUGUCUAGCUACUGGGCUGCACAAUGAUAGAGUUGAGUAUGUACCGUUGGCACAAGAUGAAAAUUGUGAGAGAGAAGGGAGAUGUCUAAAUGCAGAUAUUCCAGCUUGUCAGGAAUCUACCCAGUGGAUUGGAACUAUAGUAUGCGAAUCUGGAAGUGGAUGGUAUCCCGUAGCUGUGUUUUCAAGAGAAAAUGGUUUUUGUCACAACUCCACUAAGAGCAGCUUCAGCGAUCUUGGUCCGUUUAGGAGUGAAAUACUCAACGUAAUCGCAGGACGAAAAACCUCUCCCGCUCCAGCAGCGGUGCCGCCAUGCCUCCUACACGACGGAUUCAGAUGUGAAUUAGGAGAAUGCAUAAAUAACAAGAAGACAUGCGAUGGGUUGCCAGAUUGCAGAGGAGGCGAAGACGAACACGAUGAGGUGUGCAAGGACAGACACGGCUGUCAUCCAAGUGAGAUGCGUUGUACAGGCACCCACAAAUGCAUCCCCAAGCACGCCUAUUGCGAUGGAAUUAACGACUGUGGCGACAAUGAAGACGAACCAGAUGUUUGCAGCUGCGGCGCUUACUUGCAGCUGACAGAUUUCACAAAAAUAUGUGACGGAGUCCUAAACUGCGCUGACAAGACUGAUGAAGACCAGCAAGUUUGUCCAUGCAGAGAUACCAGCUUCAGAUGUAAUAGGUAAUUUGCCUAUCGUAUGUUUUUAUGU
Molecule: messenger RNA, 7939 nt
Organism: Acanthoscelides obtectus
Lineage: Eukaryota; Metazoa; Arthropoda; Insecta; Coleoptera; Chrysomelidae
Source: the annotation of a GenBank genome assembly